AUCCCCAGUCUUAUUAGCUUGCGCUCCCAAUGUGUCACUUCCGCGUUCUCGCUGGGCCCAACCCCGACUCCCUCCAGCCCAUAACGCACCUCGUCAACUCGGGCUCGUCGCACCCCAUCGCAUCCGACGCAUUUGACGGCGCUGUUGCUGUUUAUAUCAAGGGGUUCCAGCCACCAAAUGAUGUUUCUACUGGCAAGGGGUGCGAGUACUUCGAGAGGGAGGAUAGGAAGGGUGUUACGUGGAGUAUACAGGUUCGAGGCAGGUUCCUCCAACCCCACUCCGCAGACGAUGUCCUGUUUGGCAAUGUCUUUGAUAAGCCCCUCAAACUUCCCUGGGGCUCUGGUGCCGCUCUGAAGUUCAUGAGCUACAUCGACCCAACACUCUCGCAUGAUCUCGUAUCCACGCCGCGCCCGUGGGCGUUGUCCCCGCUCGUAUCGACGAUGCCGCAUCUUGCGCAUCGACGGCUCGACGAUGUGGCUCGGAGUAUGACGGAGGUGUUUCCGCCGAAGGAGAGCGUCGUAGAUGACGCAUCACAGCUGCACCUCGCGCUCACCUCGAAUCCAUCCUCCAGCGGAAGCACUACCAGCGGUAGCAGUGCCGGCUCGUCGGCGGCCUCGUCCUCGUCGUCGCUCGCGUCGGUGUUGAGCAAAGCAUCUGCGGCCAGUAAAGCGUCUGUGGCGAGCAAAGCGUCGGCGGUGAAGAGCAAGGUCGCGAAGCUGAAGCACAAGAGCGGAAAAGGGUCAGCGGGGCCGGGGGGAGAGCUGAAGCUCAAGAACGCGAGCGAGCGCCGGGCGCAUUUUAGCAAUGUGAAACGGAGGAAGGACAUUGUGUUUGGACCUGAUGACGAACUGACGCUCGACUUCUGCUACGGCUACCUCGAGUUCGCGCCCUCGCUCACGCUGCGCCUGCCCGGCGGGAUCUCGUUCGACCUCAUGCGCUUCUGGGAUCGUCAUCCGGUGCGCUUCGUGUGCUGCGAGCGCGGGCGCGUUGGUACGCCGGCGUCGGCGGCGGAGAACCUGGGCGAGGGGGAGACGGCGUAUGGGCGGGUGUUUUGGUGUGUGAGCUUUGAGCUUGCGGACGACGGUGAUGAGGGGGAGGGUGUGGGUAGGACGGAGGAGCGGGAUGAUGUCGCGGGUGUGGAUUGAGGGUGGGGAGGGUGUGUGGAGGGAGAUGUUGUACGAUUUGUGGACGCUGGUGUUUUUUUGAGCAGGUGUGGACCUUUAGUUGUAUGUAGAUGCGUGUAGCACUUUUUGGAUGGACGGACUCUGGUUGACUUUUAGGGAUGUACUUUACUUUGUGAUGAUGAC
Messenger RNA from Coniophora puteana RWD-64-598 SS2, 1307 nucleotides. RefSeq names its product DUF1769-domain-containing protein. The transcript is spliced from 5 exons. Bases 30 to 1145 code for a protein of 371 amino acids. Lineage: Eukaryota; Fungi; Basidiomycota; Agaricomycetes; Boletales; Coniophoraceae. The record is from RefSeq and is a predicted model, not a curated record.